Molecule: messenger RNA, 786 nt
Organism: Loxodonta africana (African savanna elephant)
Lineage: Eukaryota; Metazoa; Chordata; Mammalia; Proboscidea; Elephantidae
Gene: OCM
Product: oncomodulin
Exons: 4
Coding region: 138-593 (151 amino acids)
Cellular component (GO): cytoplasm
Molecular function (GO): calcium ion binding
Source: RefSeq, a predicted model, not a curated record
CCCUCAAGAUAUAAAUAGAAUUAAAAAAAGAGGUUUAGUUAGUAAGAUAAGACAUUCGAGCUAUGUCCACUUGAUCCUUGAAAAGGAAAUCUAAGAGGCUGUUACUAUCGCUUUUCCAAUCCUAUAUAAGGUGGACAAUGAGCAUCACGGACGUUCUCAGCGCUGACGACAUUGCAGCAGCCCUGCAGGAGUGCCAAGACCCAGAUACUUUUGAACCCCAAAAAUUCUUCCAGACAUCAGGCCUCUCCAAGAUGUCAGCCAGCCAGGUGAAGGAUGUUUUCCGGUUCAUAGACAAUGACCAGAGUGGAUACCUGGAUGAAGAAGAGCUUAAGUUUUUCCUCCAGAAGUUUGAGAGUGGUGCUAGAGAGCUGACUGAGUCAGAAACCAAGUCCUUAAUGGCUGCGGCAGAUAAUGAUGGAGACGGCAAAAUUGGGGCUGAAGGUAUGCUCACACCUGUACGUAGCACAAAGCACGGCUGGUCAGGGAGUGUCCACGGGGCUUGGGCUGUGAAAUCAGACAGAUGGGGAUUAAAAUCCCCGUUCUUAACCGUGCUGAGCCUCAGUCUUCUCAUCUGUAAAAUGGGACAAAGGUGAUGCACGUAAAGACUGUGGCAUGAUGCCUGGGGAUGUCUCACAGAAGCUAGUUUUUCUGGUUAUAGUCUGUGAAUUGAAAAUGCCCCUCACCUGACUAAGGAACUAGCUGAUCCUCUGGCCAGUUACUUGCAAGACACCCUGAGGGCCCUAGCAAAUAAUGCCAGGAAUUACCACCACUGGGAAUUGAGCCCGU